AUGGCAUCCCCUCGCAUUACAUUUUACUACGACAUCGGAAGCCCCUUUAGUUAUAUUGGGCUGUACGUCUUGAAGAACUCUCCCGUUUUUUCCAAGUGCCAAAUCGACUACGUUCCAGUAUUGCUCCGCGAUCUGUUCCAAAAAUGCCAGAAUACUCCACCACUAGCAGUAAAAAACAAGCUGCAGUGGAUUCAGCGGGAGCGGCUGUACUGGAGCCACCGAUUUGGCGUUCCGGUGACUGAGGCCGUGCCUGAAGGAUUCCCAACCUCCACUAUCGAUAUCCAGACCGCACUAUGCUUGAUUGACGAAGAAGUACCAGAGAAACUUUUGGAAAUCUCCGCAAGGUUCUAUCAUGUCUUCUGGGCCGAAGGAGACACAAAGAUAACUACUCCGGAGCGAUUCUUGGCCGUCAUUGAGAACGAGACAACUCCAGAAAUUAGAAAUCACAUCAAGGAUAAGUUAGCUAGUCCAGACGCAAAAGAGUUGCCGCUCAACAACACCCAGCGAGCUUUCGAUUCCGGAGCCUUUGGGCUGCCAUGGUUUGAAUGUGCCAAUGCCGAAGGCAGCAAGGAAGGUUUCUGGGGUAUAGACCACUUGGGUCGCAUGGCAGACUUCUUACAGCUGGAUACCAGUCUUGACCGGGGUUUUCGGGUUUUAAUGUAA
Penicillium angulare is the source of this 663-nucleotide messenger RNA. RefSeq lists its product as uncharacterized. Lineage: Eukaryota; Fungi; Ascomycota; Eurotiomycetes; Eurotiales; Aspergillaceae. The transcript has 4 exons. Gene Ontology annotation, cellular component: mitochondrion; peroxisome. Gene Ontology annotation, biological process: glutathione metabolic process. Gene Ontology annotation, molecular function: glutathione transferase activity; glutathione peroxidase activity. The record is from RefSeq and is a predicted model, not a curated record. Bases 1 to 663 code for a protein of 220 amino acids.